AUGAUCAUUCAAGUUCUUAUUAUUUUAUUGUUCUUUAAAUAUAAUAUGCAUAUAACCGUAACAACAUUUGAUGGUCAACAUGUACUUAGUAUCGACGUCAACAAUGAACUAGAUUUAAAUAGUUUGAAAGUAUUAUGUGAAGACGAGCUAAAAAUAAAAGCAUCCGAAAUGAUGUUAAUGCACAAUGGUAAACCAUUAACAGAUGACAGACGUACAUUAGGCGAUUACAAUAUUAAAGAUAAUGAUCUAUUAUCUUGUCAUCGGCUACGUGGUGGACAAACGAGUAGCAGUGGUGGCAUUUCUUAUACACAUGGUGGUCCACAACAACAACAACAACAACAAUUUGAUUUAUCAAAUCCUCGUCAAUUAUUUAAUAUGAUACGAUCGAAUCCUCAGUUAUUGGUUCAAUUACGUCGGGGCAAUCCAUCUGUAGGUGAUGCUAUAUCAUCGAACAAUUACAGUAAGUGUUUGGCUAAAGCAUGUGUAUGUUCAUGA
Didymodactylos carnosus is the source of this 495-nucleotide messenger RNA. The record is from the annotation of a GenBank genome assembly. Lineage: Eukaryota; Metazoa; Rotifera; Eurotatoria; Philodinida; Philodinidae.